AUGCUGGCCACAAAAGAGCAGAGAAAGCCGUGGCUCCGCUCGGGAGCCGAGGGCAGCUGGGCAGAUGGGGGCAGGCUCGUCAAAUUGCCCCCCGAAACCUUGGAAACGCUCAGAAGACUGCUGCUGCUGCUUCAGAGCUUCACGGGCUACGCAGAAAACCUGCUCAGCGAGCGAGCCAUCCCCCCGGCGCGGGCAGUGGGACCCUGCAUGUCCGCGGGGCUGACGGCGAGGAGGUACUGGUGCAGCAUGCUGAAACUGGGGGCCUUCUACCAGCAGCUCCUGGCCGAGAAGAAGGCUUGCAGGAAGGAGAUCCCCACGCUGCAACCCACUUCCCAGGCUGGAAAACCUGAGAAGGAGCACCCAAAACACUGCUUGCCUGACGUUUUGGAGUUAAGAACUUCCACAGAAGUUGCCCAGUCCACUUCUCUGUGCCCGUCAUUGCGUGCCCGUGUACCAGGCGGCGGCGCCUCGGGCAGCUCCCUGCCCAGGGCUGCCUGCAGCACAGCUGAGAGCAGCCGCAGCAUCCCCACGCAGACAACUGGGUCGUCUCUGGGGCCCUGCGACACCUGCGCCAGCGCCCAGACCAGCCUCCACGAGGUCGGCAAAGCCAUCACCAGCAUCUGCCAGAGCCAGAACAUCCCCUCAGCUCUGAGCAGGUUCCAGGAGAUGGUGGAGGAGAGCACAGGGAGAAGGACCCUCUCUGCAACGGACAUGAGCUACUGGGCCUCGGAGCAGAGCAAGGACCUCUCCCGUAUCAGCAAACACCUCCAGAUGCUGCUGCAGCAGGUCAACCCUCUGAAGUCUCAGCUGGAAGAGUCAGAGAAACAGAAGGACAAGCUGCGGAAACAGGUUGGGGACUUUUCCCGGUUGCUUCAGGCAGAGAAGGAGACCCAAGCACAGCAGAAGAAGGAGGCUGAGCAGAACCUGGAAGUAAAGAACAAUGAGUAUUUAAAGGCUGUAGCCAGGCUGGAGCGGGACAAGGAUGACCUACGGAGAGGAGCUGCUCUGCUGGAAGAGCGACUCUCCACCUUAAAGGAGGAGCUGGCUGCAAAGCAGGCUGCUGUGCAGGAGCUGGAGGUGACCAAGACGACCUUGCUGGAGGAGAUGAGGACCACAAUGGUGGCCAGGAGCCGGGUGCUGGAGCUGGAGGAGAAGGUGCAGCUGCUCACCGGCCAGCGGGAGAGCCUGGGCCAGGAGCUGAGCACCACCACCACCCAGCUGGAGAAGGAGAAGGCCAAAGUGGAGAGCAUGCUGAGGCACCAGGAGUCCCUGCAGGCCAAGCAGAGGGCCCUGCUGCAGCAGCUCGACAGCCUGGACCAGGAGCGCGAGGAGCUGCAAGCCAGCCUGGGAGAGGCCGAGGAGGACAAGGCCAGGCUGGCAGAGCAGCUGGAGGAGAGCCGGGAGCGGAGCGGGCAACAGCUACAGGCGCAGCAGGAGCUGCUGGACACGCUGCGGCGGGAGAAGCUGAGCCUGGAGCAGUCUGUCUCGGCACUGCAGGCGAAUGUCUCCAAGCUGGAGGAGCAGGCGCGGGAGCUGAAGGAGCGGGAGAGGCUCCUGGUGUUCUUCCCCGAGCUCCACGUCCCCACUGAGAUGCAGUUUGAGAGCACCGGGAGCUUGACCGAGGACAUGGAGAAGCAGCUGCAGGCCAACAGCAUCCGGAUUGGCGUGCUGGAGCAGGAGAACGCGCGGCUCAGGUCUGCGCUAGCCAAAGUGAAAGCGGCUGCUGAGCAGGGCGUGCUGAAGGAGCCCAUCUUGGCCUCAAGGCAGCUGAACCGGGUGCUCCUACCUGAUGCUUUCCGAACCAGAGCGGCCAAGCCGAUGCUGGAGCGCUGCAGCGUGCUCGCAGCUGCCGGUGGCCAGACCCAGACCCGCUCCGGCACGUCCCCUGUGCCGGGCUGCAGCCAGGGGCAGCACACCAAGACCCAGCUGCGGUCUCAGCUCAGCAGCCAGCGCGCAGCGCGGGCUGACGGGCAGGAUGCAGGCUCGUCCCGCAGACCCAGCUGCGGUCUCAGCUCAGCAGCCAGCGCGGUGGAGAGGCUGACGGGCAGGAUGCAGGGCGGCCGAGCAGCCGAGGCAGCAGGGAUAGCACAGGGACGCACGGACACGCAGGCGAGGCCCGGCAGCGAGCUCCCAGCAGCCAGCGGCCAAAGCCGCUCUCAGCACAGCCUGCAUGCAAAGCCGGACCCUGCCUCUCGCUCCCGGCUGAGGGCCUGGUGCUCAGCCCCCCUGAGCCAAGAGGGAGAGGCAGAACACCCCACCUCUCCUCUCACCGCACCAGUGGCCACCGCAAAUAAACGCUCAUGGGACUAA
Aptenodytes forsteri (emperor penguin) is the source of this 2310-nucleotide messenger RNA. Its product is annotated as coiled-coil domain-containing protein 157. The transcript has 12 exons. The record is from RefSeq and is a predicted model, not a curated record. NCBI's taxonomy places the organism in Eukaryota, Metazoa, Chordata, Aves, Sphenisciformes, Spheniscidae. The coding region runs from base 1 to 2310 and encodes 769 amino acids.